This is a messenger RNA of Stegodyphus dumicola, 5009 nucleotides long. RefSeq lists its product as uncharacterized. NCBI's taxonomy places the organism in Eukaryota, Metazoa, Arthropoda, Arachnida, Araneae, Eresidae. The record is from RefSeq and is a predicted model, not a curated record. Gene Ontology annotation, molecular function: protein binding.
GCCACGACAGUAGGUGGCCGCGGCGAAACGUUUUGGUGUUUGGAAUAAUAAGGAACGUGUGCUUGGACGACGAGGCAGCACUUUUAAUCCGCGUAUGUGACGAGUUAUGGUGAAUGAUGCUUAUUUUGAUGACUUGUUAAAAGGCUGAACUCGUCGACUUUGUCAUGCGGGACAAAUCUCGCGCGCUUUUCUAUUACUGGAUUAGAUUUGAAGUCAAAUAUCGGAAGUUAGUCUGUUACUGCAAAAUUUUUAGGAGUCAAGAGAAAAAAACCAUUUGGUGAAAUAAUUUUUGAGCUGAAAUGUAUUGACAACUAGAUGGUGCCCCAUUCACGGUCCUUCAGAAGCUUGUAACUACGGUGACGAUUUCGGAAAGAGUGAUUUACCCGGACUCGCCUGUGGGGCGGAACUACAAAUACGUAGCUAUUUGUGGUUCUUGGAAAAUUCUAACGGAGGAAUACCUCAGAAGUGUUAUGAGAUAACAAGACGUUAGAAUAAUAAAAUAGUGCUUAUGUUUGAUGAGUUAUUUGCUUACACUUUUUCGAAGAUAUAGAAGUAUACAAGCAUUGUACGUAAAGAAGCAUAAAUAAAGAAUAUGAAGCAGAAAUCUACAGCAACUUUGCAUGCACUGAUAUCAGUGACAUGUAUUCUGAUUAUUUUCGUGAAAUGUUUCUCAGCUUGUCCUAGCAUUUGUUCCUGUAAAUGGAAGAACGGCAAACAGACUGCGGAGUGUGCCGGUCAGGGUUUGACUGUUAUACCAUCAUCUCUAGACGAGGGCACUCAAGUGAUAGAUAUUAGUAGGAACAGUUUCAAUGAAAUUACUAGUCGUGCUUUUCAAAGGAAAGGUUUAGUUAACCUCCAGAAAAUAUUCAUGGCGGAGUGCGGAAUUUCACAUAUUGCCUCCGAUGCAUUUUUUCAGUUGAGUAAUUUAGUGGAGUUGGAUUUAAGCAACAAUAAGUUACAUACUAUUCCGACAGAUGCUUUAGCACAUUGUCCAAACAUCCGACGCUUACAACUUGCGCACAACUCCAUCAAACAAAUAGACAGUGGUGUAUUUUCUUUCCUGUCGCAUUUGACAUAUUUAGGUUUGGCUAACUGUCAAAUUAAACACUUACAACCUGGAGCUUUUAAUGGAUUGAAAAAUAUAGGACUUAUUGAGUUGGAUGGUAAUCAGCUCAGCACGCUGUCUAUAAAAGUUUUCGAAUCUCUUGAGAAUUUAUAUGGGCUUUAUUUGCAUAAUAAUCCUUGGUAUUGUGAUUGCAAAAUUGGCGAAAUUCGUGCAUGGAUGCUGGAUCGCAAUAUUCCUCUGGCUGCCCCCCCUCAUUGUGAAGGACCUCCUCUACUUAAAGGCUCUUCAUGGUAUGGGAUGUCAGUAGAAGAUUUUGCUUGCGCUCCAAAAAUGAUCAGUGUCUCUAAAGAUAUCUCUGCAAUUUUCGGUCAUAAUGCGUCCAUUAUUUGUCACGUCGAUGCAACUCCUAAAGCUUCAAUAUAUUGGGAAAUGGGAGGUAAGAACUUGAAAAAUUUUAGUACUACACCAGAACUGAGAGCAAAGUACAAUAUCGAAACCGAAGGGUCAUCUAAACAAACUAGUGUUCUGACAAUUUAUAACACCAUUGAGAGUGAUGCAGAUACAUAUAUUUGUAUUGCAGAAAACAAAGCUGGAACUUCGUCGAUAAAUUUCACGCUGUCUGUUAUGUGCCCAAAUCACCUGAAUGGUUCUUGGAAUAGUACACAAAUAACUCUUUUGCUCGUCGGAGUGUUAUUUCUUAUAUUAUUAGCAGCGGCCGUUAUAUGCCUACUUGUCUAUCACCCAGUCUGGCUGUCAUUCGGAUGCAAGAUAAACCGAAAGAAUAUGCUUCAGCACCUGUCAUCUAAGAAACAAGACACAGUAGAAAUGAAUGACAUUAGAGAAGAUAAAGAGGAGAAAGAUAUCAAAGUUACUGAUAAACAACCGCGUCAUGAGACUGGCAGUAGUGGGUAUGGAUCUGAUCAAUUGACACCCGAUCUGGUGAGCAAAAUAGCAGAUAUGAAUAAUGGACCGUCUUUAUCGACAUCUACGGUCAGCUGCAAUCAUCUCGAAACUGACAACCCAGUUCUCAUUGAUGGAUACGGAUCAGCGAUUGACCAUUGGCCACUUGGGAAAGGCAAAGCUUCUAGAUAUGAAGCAUCACCGAUACGUAAUAAUGUCUAUUCCGAAAUAUACUUAAAUCCUUGCUAUGGUAAGGAUGAUGAUCCUUAUAACUACGCUUUGCAGGCUGCCGGAGUGCACCACUUACCUGAUUGCGCAGGAGAAAGAUAUAUACCUCAAAACGACAGAGUGCGAACCUUAAGAGGUAGCUACGAAUGUUCUGGGGGGGAUCAAGGCCGAGAGGAAUUUUGCACUAGUCCUGGUCAUGAUGAUGCUUUUAAGAGACACCCAUUAGUGGUAGCUAAUGCCGCAGGUCAUUACACUUUGCCGCCUAAAGCCAGAUUCUCCCCUGAUGAGGGUUACGCUGAGGAAGGUUUGGAGGGCACCGAAGUGUAAUGCUUUAGCAUCGGUAUCAUUUUGUCCGUGAAAUUCCAGCGUGCUGAGAAGAUUUCUUCUAGAAAGCAUGGUAAAAAUUCCUUAAUCCAUGAAGAGACAAAAACUUUACUGCAUAUUAUUCACAGUAUUACCUCCAUUUUUUUUAUUCGAAAUGUCAUAAAAUUCAGAAAUUCGUUAGUUUUUUUUACAAUGAAAGAUGACUAUUUUACCCAUAAUUGCUUGCUUCCUUUGCAUGCAGUAUAUAUCGACGAAGUUGUGAAAUGUAGUCCUAAGACUUUUAUACGGCAAAAUUAUUUCUUUGGAAGCUAAUCAUCUCUUCAUCACUGAAUAACGUAAAUAAAUUCCUUGUUAUCAAAGGACCGUGCGUUGAAUUUUAUACAGGAAUGUAAGAAUUACUACUUGUAUAGUUGUGAUUCUGUCAAUUGAUGUUUAAUUGUGAGCCCUUUAUUCCGAAGUUGAAAAACUAAAGAAAUGUUUUCAUGAAAUCAUUGCUAUUUUGUAUGAAAAGUGGUAUGAAAAUAUAUUUGUUGUAUGCUAUGUAAAAGUGUGUAGAACAGCCCAUUACUGUACACGCAUAAAACAUGUUUGCUUCGUAAAGAUAUUUUUAUGACCGCUGCUGUUACAUGUUGUUGUAUACAAAACUUCUUUUGAAGUCAAACGAUACAAUUGAGAAUUUUUUACGUAUUUAUUAUUUUUAGUACCUAGAACCAUUAAUAAUCAAAAGUGCAUUGAAGUAAAUGCUACGAAACAUAAUAUUCUGCCAUUAUGAACUCUUGUUAUUCAUUUUAAUGAUUGCUUUGUUUCUUCAAACUAUUUAAGCAAUCAAAAAUUUGAAGAAGUUGUACACCACAUAAUUUGAUAUAAAUACACAAUUAAUUCAGCGCGCGUUUACCUAAUUUUGAAGUGUACUUUAUUUUCUUGCUUUGAAUAUGAAAAUGUUUAAUCAUUGUAAUGAAAAUGAUUCUGGAGUAUACUGAACAGAUGCUACUUAAAUCCUUUUGCUAUUUAUUAUGAAUUUCACCUUGUGUCAUUUCAUUUGAUUUGCUUUUACCUUUAACCUGUUUUCCUUUUUCCACUGCACGCAACUACGAACAAAUAUUUUAUUUCUGUAUAUGUGAAGCCUUACCCAUGGUGCUACUUCAAUUGUAUAGAUAAUAUGUUUUACUAAUUAAAUGUGCACGUCUCAGUCAGUAAAAGGCCAUAGCCAGCAUGCUUUGUUUUUAACCUUGUUUUAACGUGAGAAUUGUUCUGAAAUUGUUCAUUAAAAUAUUAAUCAGUUGAAUCUGCUUUUCAUUGUUUAGUAGUAUUAUAACCAGCAAGCAUGAAUAUUUCUCAUGGAUUUAUUUCACAUAUUUGUUUUAUGUAAUCCUUUUAGAAUUCUGUUUUUGAAUUUAUGUUAAGAAAAUUUCAUGUAUAAUUUAUUUUGAAUGGUAAAAGUUGUUUUAGAUAUAUUUUCUAAGUUUUCAAACGCCGCUGACAUGCAGGGUAUAAAUUGAAACUUCUUUUAGAAUAAAGUAAAAAUGUAGGAAAAUAUUUUUUUUUUUCAAUUUAAAUGACUAUUAAUUCCCAAAAACAAAGAAUGGGCAUGGCCAUUAUGUCAAAGUUCAUGCAUAAGCCAAAGACUUUAUAAAUGUUUGUGAAGGUAUGAACAGUGUGCACAGAGUCAUGCCUAUAUUGCACAAUUAUGAGACUCAAAAUAUUUUACCGUUUGUACUUGAAUAUUUGAACCAAAACUUAUAACUAUGAUACGUUAUAUAUCCUAAGACGGGGUAGAAGUUUGUCAGUGUUGGAUAUAAAAUCAUUUUCUUUAUUGUGACACAUGGUACAUGAUCUUUAAACAAAAAUUAUAUUUUAAAAAUACGCCAAAUGACAUUCUACAUCUUAUCUGAAUUCAUGUGAUUAAUGUUAAUAUUUGUAUUAUGAAGAUUACUGUAACACUGAAUCAAAUCUACACUGAAUUUUUUUAAAUGGAGCUUACAACAGUAAUAGCUUUACAUUGUUUCCAAAGUUCGCAGUCCACUAGAAUUUAUUUUUAGUUAUGUAAUAUUUCCUUCGCUUUGGUUCAAGUACAUGCGGUAAUCGAAUUUUUAAACACUUCUUUGAUGAUAUGUGUUGUAUGAUCUCAUUUUAACAUUUUGUAGUGAAUUUUGAAUGUGUCUGUAACAUUUUCUAUGUGACAACAUUAUUAUAGACAAAUGAUUAUCUUUGUCUUUUGAUUAAUAUUCUUAUGCUUGUGGAAACAUGAUAUCUGUAUCGUAUAAUUUAUGUUUUCUAUGUCUAUUUUAGCAGCCUAAUUUUAUUAGAAAUUUUUAACGAGAUAUCUUGUAGUAGUUUGUGCUUUGUUUGUGACAAUGAAAUAAGAGUAAACUGCAUUAUUUAUCUAUGUUUCAGUGUGCAACCGAUCGACAUUACUUUGUUUCCCAUGUGUACAAGUGAUUGAAAAACUGAAAUACAAAACUGCUCAAGUUGAGUCUCUAUUAUUAAAAAA